UCCCGUUUCAGGAAUCCCUUCACUCCUUUCAGACAUGGAAAUCUGGUUCCUCAUCGUCAUCUCUCUCUGCACUUCUUACCUCGUAAACUCUGUCUUCAAACUCUUCUUCCCCACCCGCAACCUUCCACCUGGCCCCUUUGCCUUGCCAAUCAUCGGCAACUUCCUAUUUCUCCGGAGGUCCUCGUUCGAUCUGGAGCCUAUCCUCCGUUCCAUCCACGCCAAGUUCGGCCCAAUCAUCACACUCUAUAUGGGUUCUCGUCCGGCUAUCUUCAUCGCUGAUCAUUCCCUCGCUCACCAGGCCUUGGUUCAGAGUGGUGCCCUCUUCGCAGACCGUCCACCAGCUUUUCCCGUCAGUAAAAUCAUCAGCAGCAAUCAGCAUAACAUCAGUUCUGCUUUCUAUGGUCCUACAUGGCGGCUUCUCAGGAGGAAUCUCACCGCCGAAAUCCUCCACCCUUCGCGUGUUAAAUCUUAUGCUCAUGCUCGCAAGUGGGUUCUUCAAAUUCUUAGGAAUCGCAUCGUCUCUCAAGCAAAAACUGGUCAUCCUGUGUCCGUCCUGGACAAUUUUCAAUUUUCCAUGUUUGCUCUUUUAGUUCUUAUGUGUUUCGGUGACAGGCUCGAUGAAGACCAGAUCAAACAGAUUGAAAGAGCUCAACGGGACAUAAUUCUAUGCUAUGUUAAGUUCAAUAUCCUCAAUUCCUUUCCAAGAUUGUCCAAAAUUUUCAUGCGCAGGCGUUGGGAAGAGUUCUUUCAGAUUCGCCAAAGACACAGAGAUGUAUUGAUUCCAUUGAUAAGAGCUAGAAAGAAGUUCAAAGAGGACAAAAAAGAGUAUCAGGACGGAUACGUUAUAUGCUAUGCUGAUACUUUGCUGGAUUUGGAUCUUCCUAGUGAAAAAAGAAAGCUUAAUGAAGACGAAAUGGUGAGUUUAUGCUCAGAGUUUCUCAACGGCGGCACUGAUACAACUUCAACAGCAUUACAAUGGAUCAUGGCAAAUUUGGUCAAGUACCCACAAAUUCAACAGAACAUAUUCAUGGAGAUUAAAAGGGUUAUGACAGAUGAAGAAGAAGAAGAAGAAGUGAAAGAAGAGGAUUUGCAGAAGAUGCCAUAUCUGAAAGCUGUAAUCUUGGAGGGAUUAAGGAGGCAUCCUCCAGGUCAUUUUGUGCUGACACAUGCAGUGACAGAAGAUGCAUUUUUGGAGAAAUAUUUGAUCCCAAAGAAUGGGAUUGUAAAUUUCAUGGUGGCUGAGAUGGGUUGGGAUCCAAAAGUGUGGGAGGAUCCAAUGGCUUUCAAGCCUGAAAGAUUUGUGAACAGUGAAGGCGAAGUAUUUGACAUAACAGGAAGUAGAGAGAUCAAAAUGAUGCCGUUUGGGGUCGGAAGGAGAAUUUGUCCUGCUUAUGGCUUAGCUAUGCUUCAUUUGGAGUAUUUUGUUGCUAAUUUGAUUUGGAAUUUUGAGUGGAAGGCUGUGAAUGGAGACGAAGUUGAUUUAUCAGAGAAGCUGGAAUUUACAGUGAUGAUGAAGAAUCCAUUGCAGGCCCAGGUGUUUCCAAGAUUGAAAUAAAAUAUAUGGUUAAUUUAUUUUCUUUAUAGUGUGUAUGAUAUUAAUCAAGGUCUUGUGAAUAAUGAAGGUAAAUUAAUCGCAAUUUA
Molecule: messenger RNA, 1641 nt
Organism: Manihot esculenta (cassava)
Lineage: Eukaryota; Viridiplantae; Streptophyta; Magnoliopsida; Malpighiales; Euphorbiaceae
Product: cytochrome P450 89A2
Exons: 1
Coding region: 35-1555 (506 amino acids)
Cellular component (GO): membrane
Molecular function (GO): oxidoreductase activity, acting on paired donors, with incorporation or reduction of molecular oxygen, NAD(P)H as one donor, and incorporation of one atom of oxygen; iron ion binding; heme binding
Source: RefSeq, a predicted model, not a curated record